Messenger RNA from Solanum dulcamara, 2347 nucleotides. RefSeq lists its product as uncharacterized. The transcript has 9 exons. NCBI's taxonomy places the organism in Eukaryota, Viridiplantae, Streptophyta, Magnoliopsida, Solanales, Solanaceae. The coding region runs from base 105 to 2090 and encodes 661 amino acids. The record is from RefSeq and is a predicted model, not a curated record.
UAAAUAAUGCUAGAAAACAAAGCAACUGAUGUGAAAUGUUUGAUAAUGAUUAGUUGAAAGUUUCUUGAUUUUUGUUCUUUAAAUUCUUUUGAGGAAAGGCAAAAAUGACAGCAAAAAUGAACAAAAAUAUUUCUGCAGCAUCAGCCAGGUCUCAUACUAGAAAGACUACACAAAGGAGUUCAAUUCCACUUCCUUCAGGGAUGUUUGGGAAAGUUGUAGCAGUCCUCUUCGUGGGGUUCGUGGCUUAUGCUUAUCGCACAAUGCAGCCUCCUCCUCCGAAUAUUUGUGGCACCCCUGAUGGUCCUCCUAUCACAUCACCUAGAAUUAAACUUAGCGAUGGACGAUACUUAGCUUACAAAGAACAUGGUGUACCAAGAGAUCAAGCAAAGCAUAAGAUUGUGUUCAUCCAUGGAUAUGAUUCUAAUAGACACGAUGCUGUUGUUGCAACUGGCCUCUCUCCGGAGGUCAUUGAAAGCCUGGGAGUAUACAUUGUUUCAAUUGAUAGACCUGGUUAUGGAGAAAGUGAUCCUGAUCCAAAACGAACAGUAAAGAGCUUGGCGUUUGAUGUACAAGAACUUGCUGAUCAAUUAGGCCUUGGAUCCAAAUUCUAUGUCAUUGGAUUUUCGAUGGGAGGACAAGUUGUUUGGACGUUGCUCAAGUAUAUUCCUCACAGAUUGGCUGGAGCAGCUCUUCUAGCACCGGUUACCAACUACUGGUGGCCUAACUUCCCUGGGAACUUGUCCAAGGAAGCAUUCAGCCAUCAGCUUCCUCAGGAUAUAUGGAACCUUCGCGUUGCUCACUACCUUCCGUGGCUUACAUACUGGUGGAACACUCAGAAAUUUUUCCCUGCUUGUAGUGCUGCUUCUUACAACCCUGGUGUUCUUUCAUCUCAGGACCUAGAACUAAUGUCCACGUAUCGUGCCAAAAGAGAUCUUUAUGCUCAGGUAAGACAGCAGGGACAACACGAGUCACUCCAUCGCGACCUAAUGAUUGGCUUCGGGACAUGGGAAUUCGACCCUAUGGAUUUGGAAAAUCCGUUUCCUAACAACGAAGGUUCAGUAGUACACUUGUGGCAAGGGGACGAGGACAAGCUUGUCCCUGUAACUCUACAACGAUACAUUGCACAACGACAACCAUGGAUUCAAUAUCAUGAAAUCGCGGAUGGUCCUCCCAUCACUGCACCUAGAAUCAAACUUAGUGAUGGAAGACACUUGGCUUACAAGGAGAUUGGUGUACCAAGAGAGAAUGCAAAAUAUAAGAUUGUGUAUAUCCAUGGGUACGAUGGUUGUAGGCAUGAUGUUCCAAUUAGCAUCCUAUCUCAAGAUGUCAUUGAAAGUUUAGGAGUGUACAUUGUUUCCUUUGACAGACCUGGUUAUGGAGAAAGUGAUCCUAAUCCGAAACGAACAGUCAAGAGCUUAGCUUUUGAUAUACAGGAGCUUGCCGAUCAAUUAAGUCUAGGAUCCAAAUUCUAUGUUGUGGGAUUUUCAAUGGGAGGACAGGGAGUUUGGACCUGUCUCAGAUACAUUCCUCACAGGUUGGCAGGUGCAGCUCUUAUUGCACCAGUUGUCAACUAUUGGUGGCCUAGAUUACCUGUGAAUAUAUCCCAAGAAGCAUUCAACAUUCGGCUUCCUCAAGACAAAUGGACUCUUCGCGUUGCUCAUUACCUUCCGUGGCUCACCUAUUGGUGGAACACUCAGAAGUUCUUUCCUGCAUGCAGUGCUGCAGGUCGCAACCCUGCGAUUUUCUCUUCAAAGGACCUAGAGCUAGUUUCCAAGGGAAGUUCGGGCCAAGACUAUCGUGCACAGAUAAGACAACAAGGAGAAUACGAAUCCCUCCACCGCGACUUAAUGAUUGGAUUUGGAACAUGGGAAUUCGAUCCAAUAGAUCUUGAGAACCCGUUCCCUAAAAAUGAAGGUUCCGUUCACUUGUGGCAAGGCGAUGAGGAUAAGCUCUCACCCGUCACACUACAAAGGUACAUUGCACAGCAGUUACCAUGGAUCCAAUAUCAUGAAAUUCCAGGUGUUGGUCAUUUGGUUCCAAUGAUUGAUGGAAUCGGAGAGAAAAUCUUCAAGGAGCUUUUAACUGCGUAAACUCACCAUUUUUAUAGCUACCUGCAAGGUUUCAUCUUGCACGUCGUGACGUGUCUUAUUUGCCUAUAUAUCUCGGGUUUUAUUGUUCGUUCAGCUUCAUAUUUUGAUGUCAGUUUUGACUUGAGGAAAUAUUUUUGUAUUACAAAUUCUUUUGCUCAUUUUGUAGCAAUGAUAGUUUUUGUCAUGUGACCAUGAGGUCAGUUGACCUAUGGAAUCUGUACUUAUCAAACCACGCCCUCAGAAAUUGCUUCAAUCCA